This is a messenger RNA of Penicillium chermesinum, 375 nucleotides long. RefSeq lists its product as uncharacterized. The coding region runs from base 1 to 375 and encodes 124 amino acids. The transcript has a single exon. The record is from RefSeq and is a predicted model, not a curated record. Lineage: Eukaryota; Fungi; Ascomycota; Eurotiomycetes; Eurotiales; Aspergillaceae.
AUGUCAGCUCCAUUAGAUCCAACUCCGCUAGAUCUGAAGGAUCCGUCUUCGCUCUUCCAGUGCUUUGAGGGCAUGGGACGAGGUCGAUCUUCCACUGGAGGACCAGAAAACCUUGGGACAGUGGCUAAUGAUUAUUUAAACACCCAGAAUGCCCAGCACAGCCCAGAGUGUGAUUACCAGAUUGUUACUAAAAGUGCUAGUCCCCAGGAGAAAGGUUCCAGAACUCGGCACGGGUUGAAAUCACCCCUGCUUAUGUUACCUGCGAGACGCAUCAGCCUGCGCGCUGAACGGUCUAUUCAAGACGUGAGCAUAAUGCCCAAUUCCUCAAGCCUUUCACUAGAGGAUGAUACCCUGAAAGCGGCGUCUAAGCCUUGA